AUGUCGGCCAAGAGACGAAAGGUCGAUGCCCCAGGCACGCAGGUGAGCGCUCUCAGCGCCCUCGCAGCCCGGCGGCUGGCCUCUGCCGAGCCGAGCCCGUCCCCGGCAACGCCGCCGUCGAACCCGUUCAGCCCUUUGCUCCAGCGACGAGAGGCCACGGCGUCGCCCAAGAGGCUGGCCAGGACCCCGAAUCAGGGCCAGGAUGCGCGCCCCGAGUCCAAGGCCACUCAGACGUACUCGUCGUUUCGUCUCACAGCAAGCAACCACAGGAUACGUGCGGGAGUGACGGAGCUCAAGCUGGAGGACAGCGAGCGCUUCCUCGUCCUCGGCAGCUUUGGCCUGCGCGUCCUCGCCGGAGAGGUGACGGUCGCGGGAGCCACGCUUCGCCCCGGCGAAACCACCUACUGGGUGCACGCGCCGCACUGCCACGCGGUCCCGGUACUCAGGACGGCAGAGAAGACGAGGCUGGAGAUUCAUGGCGAUCCCAACGCCGAUGGCCUGCGCAGGCUCGGCAGGCUGUCCCCCCUGUUUCGCGGCAUCUGGAACGAGGACCAGCCCAAGCGCACCUUUCAGUUUCUCGGCACGUCCGAAGACGCACCGCCGAGGUCCGUCAUCCAGCCGCUGGCCUCGCCCCCCAAGUGGAACAGGAAGCUCCUGUCGCUGGUCGAAGCCGCGGCACGCGCGCCCUCUGCGACGCUCGUCUGCGGCCCCAAGGCGGCCGGCAAGUCGACCUUUUCGCGGCUCCUGACCAACCGGCUGCUCACCUCGGCCGGCGGAACCAAGGGCGUCGUCGUGCUGGACCUCGACCCGGGGCAGCCCGAGUACGCGCCGCCGGGGACGCUCUCGCUGGUGCACGUCGCGGCGCCCAACCUCGGCGCGCCGUUUACGCACCCCAGCCUCGACGACGGCGCGUACCGCGUGCUGCGGUGCCACUCGCUGGCGUCGGUCAACCCGGCGUCGGCCGCGGAGCUGCACCUCGAGUGCGCCAUGGACCUCUACGACGUCUACCGGCGCGCGCACCGCCACUGCCCCCUGAUUGUCAACACGCCGGGCUGGGUCCUCAGCCUCGGCCUGGAGCUGCUCGUGCAAAUCAUCACCAACAUCCGGCCCGAGGUCGUCUACAUGUCGGAGGAAGGGCCCGCGGAGACGGUCGACGCGCUCACCGAGGCGGCCCGGGACGGCUUCACGGCGCUGCCGUCGCAGCCCGCCGAGUUUGCGUCGCGCACGGCCGCGCACUUUCGCGACAUGCAGGCCAUGUCCUACUUUCACAGCGUGCCCGGCGGCCCGCGCCUGUCGUGGACGCCGUCGGCGCUGUCGGCAGCGCGCCCGCUCGUCGUGCACUACGCCCGGGGCGCCAUCCGCGGCAUCCUGCGCUACGACUACCAGUUGCAGGCGGACCUGCUCGCCGAGGCCAUCAACGGCGCGAUCCUGGCCGUCGUCGAGGUGGAGUCGCCCGAGGCCCUCCGCGGCCUGCCCGACGCGCGCCCGACGCCCGAGGGCCUGCCCUUUAUACCCAACCCCAACGACGUCGCCCUGGACCCGCGGCACUCGCGCACCAUCGGGCUCGCCCUCGUCCGCGGGGUCGACGCCGCGCAAAAGACGCUGCAGGUCCUGACGCCCAUGCCGGUGCAGCGGAUCGCCGACGCCCGCGCGCACGGCCACGACGUCGUCCUCGUCCACGGCAAGUUUGACGCCCCUACGUGGGCGUACACGGAGCACCUGCACGAGCAGGACACGGGCGAGGCCGUCGCCGAGCUCGAGGUCACCGACGAGGACACGAGCGACGACUCGUCCGAGGAGGCGGACAUGUCUGCGGACGUGGAGGGCGCGGUGCCCUGGGUCGAGGUGCUCCAGGGGAACCAGAAGCGGCCGGUCGGGUCGCGCGUGUGGCGAGUCCGCCGGGACCUGGGACGGGGGGACUAA
This is a messenger RNA of Purpureocillium lilacinum, 1923 nucleotides long. RefSeq names its product polynucleotide 5'-hydroxyl-kinase grc3. The record is from RefSeq and is a predicted model, not a curated record. Gene Ontology annotation, cellular component: nucleus. Gene Ontology annotation, biological process: cleavage in ITS2 between 5.8S rRNA and LSU-rRNA of tricistronic rRNA transcript (SSU-rRNA, 5.8S rRNA, LSU-rRNA). NCBI's taxonomy places the organism in Eukaryota, Fungi, Ascomycota, Sordariomycetes, Hypocreales, Ophiocordycipitaceae. Gene Ontology annotation, molecular function: polynucleotide 5'-hydroxyl-kinase activity.